UCCGAGGGCGGCGUCUCCGGCGCCGGCGAGGAGCCCCGCGCGGCGCCGGAGGGCGCCGUGGACCUCCUCGCGCAGGCGAGGAAGGCGCUCGCCCUGCGCUCGCCGUUCGACGCCGAGGAGGCGGGGCCUAGGGCUGUGACGUUGCCCGCGGGAUUGGCGGCGUUCCUCGCGAAGCACACGGAUGGGCGGAGGAAGCACAAGAAGCCCCCCGAGGGGGAGCCUGGCGAGAAGCCCCCCGCGCCGGCCCCCGUGGCCGCCUCGACCGUGUGGGAUCACACCGAGGAGUUCUUCCGGCCGCUUACGUCCGCGGACAUCGAUUUGUUGGUUCCGAAUCUCCCGUUUAGUUCCGGUCAGUUGGAUUCUUGCUUCUUGAUUCCGUUCCCCGGGACUUUCCUCGAAACGGACAAGAAAGAUGGUCCCUGCGAUGCCGCCGAAGUCCAAUUGAGUUCCAACACAGCUUCGGAGAAAGCGGAGGCAGUGAAGGAGGAGGAGCAAGGAGCAGAGGUGGAGAAGGUUCAGUUGGCGAAGGCGGAGGAGGAACCUAUGGAGAUAGACGAAGUUGGGGCUGGUAGUGAUGCAUUGCCCGAGAAAGAAGAAGAUGAGAGUUCGUCCUUCAGUUGGCUUUUAGGCGCGAAGGAGCGUUUCAUCCUCACUUCUGAGCGGCCAAAUAAGAAACGCAAGCUAUUGGGUGGAGACGCCGGAUUGGAACACCUUUUAGUGCUUCCUCACUCCCACGAAGAAGCUAGCACAAGCUGCGAUUUGUGUUGCUCUCAAGAUAGCACUUUCAAGACAAAUAAAUUGCUCUCUUGCUAUUCUUGCAAAGCUGCAGUGCACCAAAAGUGUUAUGGUGUGCGUGAGGUACCAAAAGGAUCGUGGUCAUGCUCUUAUUGUAAGCAUUUAGAGAAAGAUGGUGGUGACCGCAGUUCGAGGCCUUGUGUGCUUUGCCCAAAGGAAGGUGGGGCCUUAAAACCAGUGGAAAGUCAUUCAGGCCGGGGUGGAGAUGGAAGCACUACAAAGUUUGCACACUUGUUUUGCAGUCUAUGGAUACCCGAGGUGUACGUGGAGGACAUUAAAGCAAUGGAGCCGGUUAUGAAUAUCAGAGGUGUCCAAGAAACUCGAAAAAAGCUGGUUUGUAAUGUCUGCAAGGUGAAGCAUGGUGCAUGUGUCCGAUGUAGCCAUGGAACAUGCCGAACAUCUUUCCAUCCUAUGUGUGCUAGGGAAUCAAAGCACCAGAUGGAGAUUUGGGGAAAGUUUGGAAAUGAAAAUGUUGAAAUGCGAGCAUAUUGCUCAAAACACUCCAGUUCUAAAGACAUCAGCAAUUCCAAGAACGUCAAAGUAACUGGUGGAGAUGACUCUUUGGCAGCUGGGCCGCCAUCUGCAAUUCUUGCCACUAGAAAGUUACCAAAGUUAAGGCUUUCUCGCAAGAAUAAUGAUAAAAGCAUGAUGCAUGAGUUCACAAGUUCCAGCUGUGAUGAAGUAGGCAAAAUGGAUAAUAAUACAGAGCAAGAACUCUUGGCAAAUCAACAAAAUAGCCCAAGCUUUCAAGCUGUGAAACAGAGCAAGGUGGUGGAUUCUGAUGGUCCCACGGAGAAUGGAAAUCUAAUGCGAAAUUCUACUGAUGUUGCCGCAAUUCUUAGAAAGUUAAUUGAUCGUGGGAAAGUUAGCGUUCGCGAUAUUGCAUCAGAGAUAGGCAUCUCGUCAGAUUCCUUAGAAGCAGCUCUUGUGGGUGAGACCACCACCUUUUCCCCUGGAUUGAAAUUGAAAAUAAUCAAAUGGCUUCAGCAUUCCGCUCAUAUGCCUGCUAAUGUAAAGAGUCCUCUUGUACCCAGCGAUGACAAAGUUACAUCCCAUGAUAAACCAGAUCCUGUUCUCAAGUACUUGCCACCAAGAAGAGCAAAAGGUAGCACUAGGACAUCUAAAAACAACAAACCACCAUGCCCACAAAGCAGUGAUAGUAAAAUAAUUGCUGAGACCAUGGAUGUGACAUUUGUUGCCACUGAAGAUGAAAAGCCUGAGACUAAUGGCAAAAUAUCUUCUGCUAGUGAUCAGAACUCUAAAGAGAAGGAAGAGCUUCCAGAACCUAUAUUGGAUGAUACCUGUAAGCUAUCAGAUGCUGCUUCUCCUUUGGACUUUAUGCCAGGAGCCAACGGAAAUUCAGUGAAAGAAGAAAGAAAUGACUUUUCUGGGUUACAACAUGGUGAACAAUUAAUAGAAGGUUUUUCGUCUUUCAAUGAUGGUGUUGAUCAUGCUGACAAUGCAAAGGUCUUGCCAAGAGCUUCAGAGAAUGGUUAUUGUGGAGAUUUUGAUUGUGAUGCGGAUCCAAUGCUGUUUCGUAAAUUUGCUUUCAAUUCUGAUGGGCCCUCUUCUGAUUCUUAUAUCCAUCCAUUAGUAAGGAAAAGGUUGAUGAUUGUGCAGGACCAUAAUUUCAAGCAGAGCAAUGCGGAAGCAUAUAUUAAUGCAGGAUUAGCUAAAUCUGGUGGUCCUUACCAUAAUCAGCAAGAGAUGGGCUCUGCCUGUGCUAAUUCGAACCAAAAAUCAGAUGUAGCUGAAUUAGAUCAGAUUUCUAAAGCCAAAUCUUUGGGGAUUUUAGAUCUUUCCGCAGAAGAUGAAGUGGAAGGAGAACUAGUGUAUUUACAAGCUAGACUACUUGACAAUGCUCUUGCAAUCAAACAUACUUUUGAAGAUUUAAUGUCAAAGAUAGUCAAGAAUCUUCCUCAGGAGCUUGAUGCAUUCAAUAGCAGAAAGUGGGACCUCAUUCUCGUCAAUCAGUUUCUUCGCGAAGUUAAGGAAGCAAAGAAACGUGGGAGAAAAGAGAGAAGGCAUAAAGAAGCUCAGGCUGUCCUGGCAGCAGCAGCAGCUGCUGCUGCAGCUUCUUCAAGGAAUUCUGCUCUGAGGAAGGACUCAAAUGAUGAGAUAGGUCCUACUAAUCAAGAGAGUACUCCAAAAGCAAGCGUUGGUUCUGGGAGAGUUGGGCUACCAACUGCUUCGACGUCACGGGCAAAAGAUUCUUCAAGAUCAGCUCUAAAUAAACUCUCCUCAGAUAAGAACUCUGGGUUAUUCCAAAUGCCGGAUUUUUCGAAAGACAAUGCACUUUACUGUGGUAUUUGUAUGCGAACUGAGACAGUGUUGAAUCGAAUUUUUGUUUGUUCCAGCUGCAAGGUUGCUGUCCAUCUAGAUUGCUAUCGCUGUCUUAAGAAUCCAAUUGGGCCCUGGAAAUGUGAACUUUGUGAGGACAUGUCUCUUAGGAGCACUAGUAAUGAAUCAGAUGGUAGGGAUAGAGUCUCUUUUGUAGCACAAUGUAGAUUGUGUGGUGGUGUAUCUGGUGCUUUCAGGAAGACAACAGCUGGGCAAUGGGUUCAUGCCUUCUGCACUGAGUGGUUGUUGGAGUCGAGGUUUAGAAGGGGGCAGGAAAAUCUGGUAGAAGGAAUGGAUACUCUCCACAUGGAGAAGGAUACUUGUUGUAUCUGCCGUCAAAAAGUUGGUGCAUGUUUAGAGUGCAGCUAUGGAGAUUGCCAAAUUACAUUUCAUCCCUCCUGUGCUAGAGGUGCUGGUCUCUACAUGAAUACAAAAUGCAUGGAUUCCAAGUUACAGCAUAAUGCUUACUGCAGCAAGCACAGCACAGAGCAGAGAGAGGCUGAUAUUCGGCGAUAUGGAGCUGAGGAACUUGAUAGCAUGAAACAAAUAAGGGUCAGGUUAGAGAAAUUGCGCCUUCUUUGUGAACGAAUCAUCAAAAGAGAAAAGUUAAAGAGGGACUUGGUGCUAUGUUCGCACGACAUACUUGCUUCAAAAAGAGACCACGUUGCUUGCUCUGUGCUUUUGCGUGGCUCCUUUCCACCUGGCGUCAGUUCGGAAUCUGCCACGACUUCCAUAAAUAACAAAUCCUACAGCGGGACUGUUCAAAGAUCCGAUGAUGUGACAGUGGACAGCACUGUUUCAGGAAAGCGCACUAUUAAGUUUUCGUUGCACAAUAAAGAUGCCGAAAGACACACUGAUGACAGUUCUACAUCCCAACUGUCCUUUAAGCGGAAACUAGCUGAUAGAUCGACAUUUGCUGGCAAGCAACUUCCACAUAGAUCAACAUCCGUUGCCUCUCGGAACUCCGCAGAGGAUGGAGACAAAAAGUCUAAGCCAAGAAAGCAUACGCUUGUAAUGACCUCUGAUGAAGCAUCAAUGCAGAACCAACGGCUCCCCAAGGGGUUCGCGUAUGUCCCCAUUGGCUCUCUUUCCAAAGAAAAGGUGCCUCCUGAUGAUGCAGUGUCUCAUGAACCACAUGAACCGGGCGGAUAGUGCCAAUCAAAAGAAGAGCAUUCAGUGCUUUUAAUUUUACUUGAGGAAGUCUCCUGCAAAGGUGGAGUGAAUUUUGGUCACUGUACCUACAUUCCACAUGGAACCAAUGGAGCUGGCCGACGUACCUAUACUAUACAAAAUGUAACAAUUGCAGAAGGUUUUGAGGCCAACAUUGUAUACCUUUUCUCAGAGCAAUUGUACAAAGGGCGAUAGUUUCCAUUAAUAUAUGAAGUGUUCUUCAUUACAAUGGUCGAGUGCCAGCAAUUGGCUGCCCUUGUUGACGGGCAACACGGAAGCAUGGUCAUAUAGCUGUAUAUGGAAAUAUAGAAACCUAGGAUGCAGAUUAUGUAAAUUGUUUUCUGUAAAUUCUUAUGAUUUCAUCUACCGAUACAUAGGUCUAGGUUAAAUUUGAGAGGUACUAAGGAAAUUCAAAUUGACCAAGGUCUCUCUUUAAGUUGUCCUCCCUUCUGAUGUUGAGGGAAAUGAUUGGGAUCUGGGACAUUUGGAAUUCAAAGUUAGCUGUAGAUUUUGUAACACAUGUUGUACCAUUUUUAACUCUAGCAUUAGUUACAUGCUUCAGAUUCUGCAAGUUAUCACUUGGCUAAAUACUUCUGUUGAUCCCGUAUCACUUGAUGCUCAAACAAGGGAAUUGUGAAGAUUAAUUAAGCUGCAGUUUGCGUGUUCUUUAUCA
Ananas comosus (pineapple) is the source of this 4978-nucleotide messenger RNA. RefSeq lists its product as uncharacterized. Bases 544 to 4287 code for a protein of 1247 amino acids. Gene Ontology annotation, biological process: regulation of transcription by RNA polymerase II. The transcript has 19 exons. The record is from RefSeq and is a predicted model, not a curated record. Lineage: Eukaryota; Viridiplantae; Streptophyta; Magnoliopsida; Poales; Bromeliaceae.